Bombyx mandarina (wild silkworm) is the source of this 2226-nucleotide messenger RNA. Its product is annotated as ecdysone oxidase. The record is from RefSeq and is a predicted model, not a curated record. Lineage: Eukaryota; Metazoa; Arthropoda; Insecta; Lepidoptera; Bombycidae. Gene Ontology annotation, molecular function: flavin adenine dinucleotide binding; oxidoreductase activity, acting on CH-OH group of donors.
AUGAAGUGUUUGAGGAACGGUUGCAGUACUUACACCCAGGGUCCCGCAGGGGUGGCUUUCACAAAUCUCAUCACACACUUCCUAACCACACAAUGUUUGAUCACCGAGAAUUGGCCUGAAGACAGAUCUUAUAGCUUAACAAAUGGAGAUAUGUUCGAUUUCAUCAUCGUUGGAUCUGGUACUGCUGGUUCUCUACUGGCUAGCCGACUGACUGAAAUUGAGGAGUGGAAGGUGCUGCUGAUAGAAGCCGGUGGGGAUCCUCCCUUAGAGAGUAUUAUUCCAAAUUACUCUGGGGCAACACACCGAAGUUCUAGCGCGUUUCAGUAUUACACUGAAAUAGAUGAGACCACUAAUAAAGGAAGUCGCAACGAAAGGUCUUACUGGCCUCGCGGAAGAGUUCUCGGAGGAACAGGAUCCAUCAACGGCCUCCUCCAUAUGCGUGGCAGUCCAGAAGACUAUAAGCCUUGGGCAGUAAACGAAGGUUGGGAUUGGGAAACAGUAAAAAAAUAUUUCAUGAAGAGCGAGCGAAUGGUCGACCCUUUCAUUCUCAACAAUCCCGAACUAGCGAGAAACCAUGGCCUUGAUGGUGAAUUUGUGGUUGAUCAAUUAAACUUUACUCAUUCUGAAAUAGUUAAUAAAUUGACACAGGCUUAUCAAGAGCUAGGCUUGAAAUUUAUAGAUGAUUUAAAUGGAGAUUCUCAAAUGGGGGUGGGAAAGAUUCGCGGCGGGAAUCAUAAAGGUAAAAGAGUUAGUACAGCAUCAGCCUUCUUGAGUCCAAUAAGAGAAAGAAAGAAUUUGUACGUUUUGAAAAAAGCUUUUGCCAGGCAUAUAGAUAUAGAGCAGCAAUCCAAAAUAGCUAAAGGUGUCACAGUUUCUUUGAGUUAUGGUAAUGUAGAGACGUAUUUUGCUAAAAAAGAAGUUAUAGUAAGUGCAGGAGCAGUCAAUACGCCAGCAUUACUAAUGAUAUCCGGUAUAGGACCCCAUGAGCAUUUUAAAGAACUGAAGUUUCUUAAACAUUUAGUCAAUCUAUCUGUCGGAAGAAAUUUACAAGAUCAUGUAAGGAUACCUAUACCAGUUACGCUUAAUACUGGAGCCAAAGCAAAAACGGAGGAAUAUUGGCUUAAAGCUACAACUGAGUACAUGCUGCAUCAAACAGGGCCUCUUGCUACUAAUUACGAUCAACCAAACAUCAACGCCUUUCUUUCGGUACCUGAUGGUAAAACUCAACCUGACGUACAAAUAGACCAUAAUUAUUUCGUCCCAAACACAUCCUAUGUGUUUACGAUGUGCACAGAGAUAAUGUCAUUUAAAGAUGAAAUUUGUCAGCAAUUUACUGAUUUUAAUACCGAAAAAGAAAUGAUAAUAUUUUUCGUGUCGCUUUGUAGGCCGCAUUCGAGAGGUAAAAUUGAGUUAAGAGGAAUCAAUGCAAUGGAACAUCCUAAAAUAUAUUCAAAGUAUUUUAGUGAUGCACGUGAUAUGAAAACCUUUAUUGAUGGGAUAAAGAAAGUAACUGAUAUAGUUAAAACACCAACGUUCCGAGAUAUGGACGCUAAAUUAAUGAGAAUUAAUUGGAGGGAUUGUGAUGGGUUUGAGUUUGAGAGUGACGAGUAUUGGGAGUGCAUGGCUAGAACUGUUACUUAUAAUGUUUAUCAUCCCGUUGGAACUGCUAAAAUGGGGAAACCUAAUGACCCAGAGGCAGUAGUUGACAAUAAACUGAAGGUUUACAGUGUGAGAAAUUUAAGAGUGGUAGACGCUAGCGUAAUGCCUACAAUACCCAGUGUCAAUACAAAUGCAGCUGUUAUGAUGAUUGCUGAAAGAGCCGCUGAUUUGAUUAAAGAAGAAUACGCAACUACAGUUAAUACCAUUAAAAAGGAUGAAUUCUUGGAUUUAGAUCCACUGGAAAAUUGCGAUCCAGCAAAUUGUGAUCAAAAAUACAACGGAGAAAGAUCAUAUUUUGAUGCGAAAAUCAAUAGAUGCAUUAAGAUUCCUAUAUGUGUUAUGGACCCCACAAAAGAUUUACCAGAUGUGGUUUACGAUCCUACAAGCAAUACCUGUAAAGAUCUGGAUCUGCCUAUUGAAUUAAGAGAGAGUGCUGUGGACAUUUGUGAGAGGAUAGGCAAAGAAGUUAAAAGGAAGAAGAGGUAUAGGAUGGUUGAUAUAGGAAGUCAAAUAAGCUUGAUGGAAGCCCAGGCUGAAAGUUCAUCUAGUUCAUAUGAUAAUGAAUAA